AGGCUGCAUAUUGUGCAGUUCUACAGUACCUACAGACAGUGCACUGCACACACACUGUAUCCGCGCAGAUCGAGAGAGACUGGCUGGCACUGACAAGUCAAGAACACGAGAAACCAAACCGGAAUUUAUCAACUAAAAUUAUCGACACGACUCUGGACGUUGCACUUAAGGAAAACAACAAUGUAUAGUCAGAAAUAAGUCGGAUAUUUUUGCACAUCGAUUUGCAGUGACAUUUUGUGAAUAAUUUCUUGUUUUAUAUGUCUGUUCCAGUUGGGGUAUGUCAUGACAGCUAUUGAUAUCAAGUCCUGUCGCUUUUUGCAGACGCUCUAAUUGAAAGAGAAAAAACGGUUGAAGUUAAUGAGUUCCCCGAGCCUCAGCGACCUGGGCAAGUGUGAGAAGGCAGUAUUGGAUGAACGAAGCACACAGCAGAGACGAGCAGGCGCAAAUGCCACUUGGAACAGCAUUCACAAUGCAGUGAUCGCUGUGUUCCAGAAGAAGGGGCUUGCAGACAAUGAACUUUAUACCCUGAAUGAGGGUGUGAGGCGGUUGUUAAAAACAGAACUGGGAUCAUUUUUCACUGAAUACCUCCAGAAUCAGUUGCUUACAAAAGGCAUGGUUAUAUUAAGGGACAAAAUAAGGUUCUAUGAAGGUCAGAAGUUACUGGACUCUUUGGCUGAGACGUGGGACUUCUUCUUCUGUGAUGUCCUCUCUAUGCUUCAGGCUAUUUUCUAUCCCGUUCAGGGAAAGGAGCCCUCGGUUCGCCAGUUAGCUCUGCUUCACUUCAGAAACAUCAUCACCCUCAAUAUAAAACUUGAAGAUGCCAUCUCCCGGCCACGUGCCAGAGUGCCACCCUCCAUCAUCCAGAUGCUGCUAAUACUACAGGGGGUUCAUGAAUCUAAAGGAGUGAGUGAUGAUUAUUUGAAACUGGAGUCCCUGAUCCAGAAGGUUGUCUCUCCUUACUUAGGGACACAUGGACUAUUCUCUGGUGAUGGAAUGGUGACGCAGUGCUCAUGUGUUAUGGAAAAGAGAUUGCUGCGGCGCUGUCCCAAACCAGGGGAGGGUAUAGGAAAAAACCCAGUGGUGCGCUCAAAGAGUUACAACAAUCCAAUGCUGACCCCCGUGGCUGAGUAUGAGACAGAGAUGGGCUCUGCCAAUGGAGCGAGCAUUCGGCGCCACUCUGUCUCAGAAAUGACUUCCUGCCUUGAAGACCAAGGCUACUCCAACCUCACCACAAUCAUGGAUGUGGAUUCCAAAGUGUCUAUGACCAUGGCCGGCUUUUCAGGGGAGCAGGACCUGAUCUUGACAGGUGAUGCCUCACCUUCCCCUGACCCACAACCGGAAGAUUUAGAGGGCCAAGACCUCAGUGAUGAGCAGGCUUCUCCUACUGAGCUCGUCAAAGACUCCUCAUCCAUACCAGCCUGCUCUUCUAGCCCGGAAACAAUAGUGGACCAGAUUUUGGAGUCCAUGGACUCGGAUCCAGAAGGACUUUUCAUUGAUUUUACUCACCGCUGUUCAGACUCCCCUAGCUACAACAGGGAGCCUAGCAGACGGAGUGUGGUGUAGGGGGAUUAUGACACAUCAGUUACAAGCAGGUGUGCUUGGUGAGGGGUUGACAGUAACUGUGACAAUCAGCAAUGCAGUAUUUGAUUCUGGCUAGUUUCUUGCGAGAUUGCUUGACAAUUUUUAUGGUAUUUUUAUCACUUUGAUAUUUUUUUUAAUAAACUGAGAUUUGUUCAUCAUAGUUCACUGCCAGAAAUCCACUUUUGUUUUAAGCAUUCUACUUCACCAAAGGUGCUGUACAUUAAACUUAAUUUUCAAUUAAGGGAAUUGUGAACACCAUCUGCCUGUCCCUGUAAAUUAUGGUUUGAUAUUGUAUUAGAGGAUUCUAUCACAUCAUGUGAAAAGCAUCCUUUCAUUAGUCCUGCUUAGUUAUUUUUCUCACAGUAAUUGGUACUGGCUUCUAAAAUGACUUUGUAAAACUAUUUUGCAAAGAACAUAAUAGGGGAAGCAAAUGAGCAUUGCAUAAAACAAAAUGAGUGACAGGAACUAAAGCAUUGGAAAAUAUUAUGAUUCUUCUAGCUGAAGAACCUUGUGGUUUUGCAUUGUACUUCCUGGCCAAGAUGUUAAACAAGAGGAGGAAGCAGAUGGGUUUACACUUCCACUAUUAAGUUGAAUAAUAAUGAAGAACGUUUGAUUUUCAUUUUGUUUUUUCUUUCAAUCAUGGUGUACUGUACGUUAGAAAUGUCCUACCCCAGUAAGUGAUUGUUUGAUGGAGUAGCAUUAUACUGGAAUAGUACUUGAAAUAUGGUGGUGUUGAACAUUUAAAUGUUACACUGUAAAAUCUCUUAAAUCCUUAACUUUUGGUGCAGUAGAAGCAAUUGUUUGUAACUGCAGGGUCAUCUCUUCUGCAUCACAGAAACAGUUAUCACUGGUACCUGUAGUGGAAAAUGAAAAUUGUUUUUUAUGGCAUCAAAGGGAAAGUGGAGCAGACAUUGUUUUCUGCCUGGAGUUAUAAAUUAAUAGUUUCUUUAGUUAGUACGUGCGUCUGAGCAUUUAAUAGAGAUGUCACUUACUUUUGGUUUACUUGCACCUAUUAGCCUAUAACAACUAAGAUUUGUUUUUAAAACUACUGAGUAGUAAAGAACAAAGCAAACACAGUUCCGAUUCACAGAAUUUUAAAAAGCACAUAAUGUCAUUCGCAAUCUAAUUUUUGUUUUUUUCUUCAGUUCUUUUGAAAUAAAUUACAAAUUAAAAACAAAUUAAAUAAUGUGAUUGGAAGAUUUUUCACCGAUUUUGUAUUUUUGAAAUAUAUAGAAAUAUACAUUUUAACUGUCAGAGAAAACUGAUUUGCAUUUUCAAGAUAUUUGCACCAAGAAAAAUAAAGAUAAUUUUCGAAAAAGUACCACAAGGGAGUGUGCAUGAUAAAUCUUUGAUACCUGUUAACAGAAUUGAUAUUCUGGAAGUGGUAAGCAUGGAGGUUACUGGUCUUUUUCACAGAAGUACAGCUGAUUUUUCCUUAUUUGAAUGAGUACAGGGCUUUUCUUACAUUGCUGUGAACAACUACACUUUUUACAUUAAAUACUGUGUGUAGACUGGUUCUCAUAUUCUUCUGCAGCUCAAAAGAGAUAAAAUGAACACUAGAGUCUGAAAUCCUCAUAUACAUUGCCUUCCCAAAGUACUCAGGCACUUCCAAUGGUGUGCCAGUUGAUGAAAUUACAAAACGAUGCAUAUACUGUACAUUUUUUACAUUUACAGUAUCUGUGGUUUUCUGUAACAUUAUCUCUGAGUUGUUUUGAAAGCUCCUUGCUGUUCAUGCUUGAAUCUUUGCUUAAAAUUUCAGUACUUGACUGCUGGACAUUACAGAGAUAUAUUCCAUCCAACUUUUAACAACUUCUUCCAGUUCAGGGUAGCAGGGGAGCCAGACCUGUUCAGGCAUGUAACCAACACAUGGCAGGAUACUGCAGGGCAGAUACAUACAUGCACGCCCUCACACCUAGGGACACUUUUCCCAGAAGGCAAUUAACCUACCACUAUGUUUUUGGACAGUGGGAGGAAACUCAAGUGAAUACUGGGAGAAGACCCGAAAUCCACACAGAUAGGUCCUAGGUCUGGCAUUGAAACCAAGGCACAAUCUUUGCGAGACCACAAGACUAGCCACUGUUUUACUGUGCCACCUCCUUAAAGAGAUAGGUGUAUUUGUUAUGAAAUCAUGUGGACCAUUAUUUCUGCACACAGAGGUCACUCAACUAAUUUUGUGAUUUUGUGGCUUUUUUAUGGUAAUGUAAUGCACUUAAAUUAUUUUACAUUUGCCAAGAGUUUGAGUUUUCAUUUAUCACCACUUUU
Messenger RNA from Lepisosteus oculatus (spotted gar), 3843 nucleotides. RefSeq names its product proline-rich protein 5. Lineage: Eukaryota; Metazoa; Chordata; Actinopteri; Semionotiformes; Lepisosteidae. The record is from RefSeq and is a predicted model, not a curated record. Gene Ontology annotation, biological process: TORC2 signaling. Gene Ontology annotation, cellular component: TORC2 complex.